AUGAGCUACCGCUUUCUGCAUCACCCCAGACGACAGAGCAGUUUGCAAGAGCGUCACCUGCAGUACCUACUUUUGGUGGAGGAUUGGCGCAGAGCAGGGAGGUUUGCUUGGGGAGCAGCUGUGCUAUCCUACUUGUACCGUGAGAUGGGUAGAUCGGCGCUGCAGAUGACGACAUCUUCUUCACUGGGUGGUGACUUUGGUGGAUGGUCCGUCUUGCUGAUGAUCUGGACGUGGGAGCGGUUUCCUCAUACAUCACCACUACAUGCGGAGACGGGUGCGCAGAUUACUCAGGACGCAGUGCCACGUGGCCUUCGAUGGCUUCCGGCCCAGACCCGUCAGCAUGGAGAUCAGUUCUACCUGUACAAGCUGUGGUUUGACGAGUGCAGGACAUUCGUGGACCAGCCUCAUCCUCCACAUUCCGCGACUGAGAUUAGGUUUUUCCUUCGUCAGGGACAGCAUGGGCCACCACGUGGCCAGCAGUUCAUACAGGCAGCCAGCAAGUCGAUUGAGUUGUGGAACCGUCGACAUGAGUUCAACGUGCGGACGAGCUACAGUGACAUACCUUUAGCUUACCAC
Linum tenue is the source of this 576-nucleotide messenger RNA. The record is from the annotation of a GenBank genome assembly. NCBI's taxonomy places the organism in Eukaryota, Viridiplantae, Streptophyta, Magnoliopsida, Malpighiales, Linaceae.